Messenger RNA from Myzus persicae (green peach aphid), 1495 nucleotides. RefSeq names its product fibulin-2-like. The record is from RefSeq and is a predicted model, not a curated record. The transcript is spliced from 9 exons. NCBI's taxonomy places the organism in Eukaryota, Metazoa, Arthropoda, Insecta, Hemiptera, Aphididae. Gene Ontology annotation, molecular function: calcium ion binding.
UGUCCGAUAGCCGAUUUGGACGGACGUCCGCCCGGAACAAUACCAGUAUCGAAUAACCGGCAAUCGUCGACCGUUCCGGAAAAGUGCAAUAUUCGAAAAACGUUACGAAAUGGAGACUGUCACUACGAUAUUGUUGGUUUUGACCUUUUUCGUUCAAUACUCGUUUUCAGCCGGGGACUUGGAAAGCACGUUAAACCAUUGUUGCAAUACGGGAAAAACGUGGAGCAUGGAAAAAAAAUCGUGCAAUAUCACCCUGUCGUUCCCUUUGUUCAACGUCAACGUCGAACACAAUACGAUGUGUCUGACCACGGUCGGGGCUUGUUGUUUGCAUUCGUUGAGGGAAAUACGAUGUAACGAGGGAAAACAGAUAGGGCUGGAAAAUGGAAUUUGCAACGAAAAAACACAAAUGAUGGGAAGAAAUCAAGUCGAUUUUAUGAUAUGCUGUGAGAUAUGUAAAAUCGGCUUUGCUGUCGGUUCAACAAAAACUAUAUGUCAAUCAACUCCAUUGUUUCACGAACAUCAAUGGGGCGAAGUUUAUCAGUCAUGCUGCAGUAUAGCUAGUACACAAGUAAAAUCAAUUUCGACUGAAACUAAAAAAAACUAUGUGGAAUCUGCGGACACAAAUCCUUGUACUCUUGGAACUCAUAGUUGCACGUCCAGUGAAGUAUGUAUAAUCACAGACAAUGGAUUUGAAUGCCAACCACGCCUGCAACCAUCGAUGCCGUCGAUGGUUCCUGAAAAAUUAACUAUGCAUAAAAGAAAACAAAUUUGUGACCCUGGAUACGCUUAUAAUGUGUAUGAACAAAAAUGCGAAGAUAUAGACGAAUGUUCUCAACGACCUUGUGAUAUAAAUGAACAAUGCAAAAAUUUACCGGGAAGCUAUAAAUGUUACUGUAAAAGUGGUUAUCAAUUGGACUAAGUAACUAAUGCGUGCACAGAUAUAAACGAAUGCCAACUAAACUUGCACACAUGUCAAGAAUCUCAGCGAUGUGACAACACGGCCGGUUCAUUUCAAUGUAUCCGUUUCACCGGAUGCGGAACAGGGUACACGCUCGACGUCGAAUCCGCUUCAUGCAUAGAUGACGACGAAUGUGCACUGAAAACAGACACCUGUGGCGUCUUGGGCCCUGAUUGGAUCUGCAGAAAUACCCUAGGUUCCUUUCGGUGCGAUAAGAAACGUUGUACGGGGCCCAAUUGCCGAGUUCUUCAAGGAGGCUUCAACAACACGAAUCAGAGCAAUCGAAGCAGUGUGAAAUGCCUUCGUGGUUACGAAACAGACCAAAAUAAUAAGUGCACGGACAUAAACGAAUGCAGAUUGGUCAAUCGGUGCUUGAAAAACGAAGUGUGUAUCAACACGAAUGGAAGUUACUACUGUUUGCCCAGAUCGAAAAAUUCUCUGCGAUGAAUGUAAAAAUAUAUGUUAUAUAUUAUGUAUACCUAAGAGUCUUACCUGUAUUAAAGUCAAUAAAUGUUUGUACCUUUAUUUUUUUUUAAA